Molecule: messenger RNA, 7730 nt
Organism: Maniola jurtina (meadow brown)
Lineage: Eukaryota; Metazoa; Arthropoda; Insecta; Lepidoptera; Nymphalidae
Gene: Cad99C
Product: cadherin-99C
Exons: 31
Coding region: 477-5279 (1600 amino acids)
Biological process (GO): homophilic cell-cell adhesion
Cellular component (GO): plasma membrane
Molecular function (GO): calcium ion binding
Source: RefSeq, a predicted model, not a curated record
CGUCAGUUCGCGUUCGGUCGCCGUUCACUUCGUGUCGUUAAAGGUUUUCGAUUUGACUUUAGAACUUUCGUCUCGAGAAUCGCGAACUUUUAUCAAACUUUUUUUGCUUGCUGUUUGUUAGACAUUGGAGGAAUUAGCAGGAUUAUUACUGUGUGAAAAGGCAAGUUUAAGUUGGAAAAACACGUGUGGGGUGUGUUGGCAGUGUUUUGUGGUCACAGGUGUCGCAUUCCAGCGGGGACGCCGACGCAGCCUCCGUGGUCCGACUGUACCUACUAGGCUACUACCUACCUAACUCCGUAGUUGUUAACCUACUCUGCCGAGUACCGUGGCUGGUGGACUAAAAUUUAGGUACCUGCCUAUUAAAUAACAAAUUAAAAAUGGCACUACGGUUAUGAAAAACAAAUCAUAUUCAGAUGGCGCACUGGAACGGAUGAUUUAAGGAAUGCAAGCACCUCGGAGUAAUUAUUGCUGCUGAGAUGGCGCGGUGGGGCGCGCUUAUCCAGCACACAACGAUUUGGCUUCUCGUGUCUCUAUUGCCGAUAGCAUGGGCAACUCCAGGACCGUGCGAAGUAGAGACUGGGCAGUCCAGCAUCAUAGUCGACAUAGAAGAGAGUCGAGGGGAUCAAGUCAACCAAACAACAGUACCAGAAGUGCUGCCGAUAGUCGGCGAACCCGACGUGGACGUGGUGCUGUCGACUGUGUUUCCAAAAGGCCCUACUUUGUUCCAACUCGAUGGGAAACGACUGCAGCUACUCCAGCCUCUGGACAGGGAUGCUGACAACUUAUCGCAUAUGGUAUUCCAGCUGGUCUGUCAAGUGAAAGCGACGAAAAAGCGACGGACGAUACCCGUGAUUGUGAGAGUGUCGGACAUUAAUGAUAAUGCCCCCGUGUUCCAAGGCACGCCCUAUGAAGCCGCUAUAUCUGAGCUGGUGCCAAUCGGUACUACAAUAUUCGACGGAAUUCGAGCGGUGGACAUCGAUGCUGGUGUCAACGGUCUCUCCGAAUAUUUUGUGAUACCAGGAGACAAUAGCACGUUGGAUGAAGCCAAAGCGGUAGACGGCUACGGGUACUUCACCAUACCCGUACCUCACCAGGGGCAAGUCACUGUCAACAGGAGUUUGGAUUACGAACGCACGCAGAAAUAUCUAGUCACUAUUGUCGCUUCUGAUCGUGCACGUGAUACAAAACGACGGUUGUCAAGUACUACAACGCUUACUGUGAACGUAAAGGACGACGAUGACCAGGAUCCUUCCUUUAUUUACAAGGGUUGCACUAUGCACGAUGGCGCUUGCAUCAAUCCGGAAUAUACUAGUUAUGUAAACGGCGGAGUUCUAGCAGGUAUUCUAACAAUAGAGCCAGAAAAAAUUCAAGCUGUGGAUAUGGAUACGUUGGAUGCUCGCAUCAAAUACAGCAUAGAGAGCGGCGAACCGGAGUCCUGGGCUACAUACUUCGAUAUAGAUGAGAAUACAGGGGCUGUUAGACAACUUGUACCUGUGGAUACUAGUAUAGCUAAGAAGUUCCAGUUGAUAGUCAAGGCCGAAGAAAUAUCAGAAGCGAAACGUUUUACAACAGCGAAGUUAACCAUCACUGUUCGCCCAGUGGACGCUAGCCCGCCCGUAGUAGAGGCAUCGACAGACGAAGGCCAAGUGGAAGAGAACUCACCGAAGGGAACAAGGGUGCUCGAUAUACAAGGACAUCCCAUAAAAUUGAGCGUUUCUGAUCCCGAUUUGGGCCCAGGAGAUCCCGUACCAAAAUAUACGUUCGAGUUGACGACGAAUUUCUUCGAUAUUGAUAAAGAUGGCUACCUCGUUGUGGCUGACGAUACAUUGGACCGUGACCCUCCGAAUCCGGGCAAAUUCAGGUUCCAAGUAGUUGCUCGGGAAGUAAACGGCGGCGCGGCCUCAGCACCGUACUCCUUGCUAGUGAAGCUUCUGGACCAGAACGACAACGCGCCAGUUAUACCAAAGACUCAGCCCAUCACUGUACCUGCUAGUUUAGAGCCUACUGCUGUUUACAAGGUGGAAGCGACGGACAUAGACGAGGGUGAGAAUGCGCGCAUUUCGUACAGCAUCUACCACGUGUCUAACAACGGAGGCAAUAAGUUCACUAUUGACCCCACCACUGGUGUGAUAUCAAGUACAGGCCGUCUACAAGCGGGCGAACAAUACAGCGUCACAAUCAGAGCAACAGACGCCAAGGGGUUGAGUUCUCAAGGGAUAGUAGAGUUAAUGGUAGCGCCAGGCCCCAACACGCGACCCCCACAGUUCUCCUCGAGGGAUUACUACGCGCCGGUAUCAGAGGGCGCUGCGAUCAAUUCCACGGUUACCACUGUUACUGCCAAAGAUCCAGAAAACGAGCCUGUGACAUAUUCCAUCGCAUCAGGGAACGAUCUUCGUCAAUUCGCCAUCGGCUCCAACACCGGCAUCAUUACAGUCAUAAGGCACCUUGACAGAGAAGUCCUCACGAGAUAUCAGCUGAUGAUCAGAGCCGAGGAUCCGGGCAAGUUGUCGACGACUGCCACCGUCAAUAUCAAAGUUACCGAUAUCAACGAUAAUAAUCCAAAGUUCGAUGAAGAUUCCUAUAUGUUCCAUGUCAAAGAAGGUAUAUCAGGCGAAUUCGUGGGCUACGUCCACGCGACGGACAUAGACGAGGGAGUGAACGCAAUGGUCACUUACAGCAUUCCCACCCACCUUCCCUUCAGCAUCGACAACGCGACCGGCAUGAUAAGCACCAACACUGAGCUGGACUAUGAGGAUACUAAGGACUACGCGUUUGUGGUAACGGCAACAGAUGGAGCGAUAGACAAGCGGUUGGGCACCGCAUCGGUCACCGUGCAAGUGGAAGAUGUACCGGACGAGCCGCCCAUAUUCGCGAAGACGCUAUACUCCGUGCAUGUGCCUGAAAAUGCACCCAACUACCCUGUUGUUAAAGUGCUUGCGGACGACCCAGACACGAUGCCCGAAAUCACGUACACAAUAAUCAAGGGAGACACCGAUCUCUUCUCAAUAGACCGCAAGUCUGGCUUGAUAAGGACACUACAACCGUUAGACAGAGAGACCAGCGCACGGUACGAGUUGGUUGUUGGUACUGAGGAGAAUAACCAGCAGGGCAGCAAAGCUACUACUACUGUGGAAGUACUGGUUGAUGACAAAAACGACAACGCACCGAUCUUCACCUCGGCCGUACGCCCCGUAACAGUAGAAGACACGUCUUCAAUCGGCAGUUUGGUAGAGACCGUAGUAGCAAUGGACGCGGACGCCACGGCGCCUAACAACCGCAUCAGAUACGCGUUGGCUGGAAGGGGGAAAGCUUCCAAAUACUUCCAUGUGGAGCCUGAUACUGGAGCUGUCAAAGUUAGGGACGAUCUGAGGAAGGAAACUGACAGCGAAUAUACUGUGGACAUUCAAGCAUACGAUCAAGGCGACCCUGUAAUGUCUUCAGUGAUGAGUCUUACAGUUUACGUGAGCCAUUCAGCUACGGUACCUCCUGAUGUGCGUCUUGGGUUCCCCGAUACAGUGUAUACAGAACACGUGGCAGAAAACUCCCAAAACGGAACUCUUGUGAGAACAUUGCCUAUCUGGAACAAGAGCAAACAUUCCAGAGACACUCCUCUUAAGUGUCUACUCACUGAUACCACGAAGAAAGGCAUAUUCUACGUAAAGCUUACCGAAGAAAGGGACUGCGCAAUCUACCUCAACGGUUCAUUAGACUACGAGACGCUCACCGAAUACUCGCUAGAAGUCCAACUUGAGUCCAUACAGGGUCUAAUAAACCCCGAAGGGAACAAAGCAGUGAUCAAAGUCCACGUAACAGACGUGAAUGAUAACGCACCAGUGUUUAUAUUCCCCGAGCAAUCGACGAUAGUUGGGGCUAAAGGGAAAUACUUCGCAAUCGCAACCAAGGAAAUGCCUUUGGGUGCUAAUGUGUUGCAAGUGAAGGCAAAAGACAAAGAUAGCGGCGAUUUCGGUAGAAUAGAGUACCGUAAAAACGCUUGGACCAAAGCAGCUGACGAGUAUUUUACACUAGAUGCAGACACUGGAGUCAUUAGUAACGUCAAAACAUUCGAGAAUGUUCCCAAAGAUGUUCUACCUUUCAAGUUCAAUGUGAUGGCAAGGGACAACCCUAAAGGAGAAGAUUAUAAGACGGCCAGAGCUGCUGUUGUGAUAAAUCUCUUACAAAAAGACAACCAAUUAAUAAUAGAAGUAGCAGAUCUAAACGUAAACGCAAUGACUCCACUAAAGGCCCGUAACGUCCUCGCCGCUAUUGAAGAGAAAACUGGUUUAGUAGCUGGCUUGGAGAAGUUAACCUCAAGGCUAUAUUUGGGAGAGAAUGGGACUUUGGAAAGUGAUUCCAGAGGCACUAAUGUAUGGUUGUAUUUACUCGAUCCGAACACUGGGGAGAUUUUGACGAGAGAAUCGCAGCCGGUGCAAAAAGCAAUAGAGAAAGGUGUAGCAGUGAAAGCCCCCCUAAUGCCGGCGGAGCAGCCCCGCAGGCCUCAGAUCGCGGCCGCGCCCCUCACUACGGCUUUGCCCGCGGCGUUGCUUGCUUUGGCCGCUUUAGUCUUGGUCGCUGCCACUGCCGCUACCAUCUACAUUUGCGCGUCUUGGAACAGGUACAAGAAGCACAAAGAGCAAGCGCUGCAACAGUACGGCACGCUGAGCGUGAGCAUGGCGCCGCCGCGGCCGCCCUCCGGCUACGAGUCCAGCGAGGACGAGCCCGCGCCAAGAUACGAGACGCAGGUAUGGGGGGUUUUGAACAUGGCUGUGGAUGAUGCAGAUUUGCAGCUAGACUUCAGCCCUAAUAACCACGCUUUUAAUUUUCACAAUGUUCAGUAUUUAUCCAAAGAUAACGGUGAGAGGAGUCCCACGAUCUCUGAAACGGCGACAACAGCGCGCGCUUCAAGCGUCAACGAAAACGGUGGCACUUUGAACAAAGUCCACAACCAGAACUUCGACAGUCUCGCCAACAACACGUCCACUGCGCGCAACACACAGACGCUCAACCGACGAGUGCCAAACAACCACGCAUUGAAUAAUGCACUUGGCACGUUGCCGCGAGUCAAUAAUAACAGCUUGGGCCAUGGGUUGCUAGCCGCGACUCUUGGUAGGAAGGUCAACAGUGGGAACCAUAAGAAGAAAGCGUCGCAGCCCAUUAUGGCCUACGAUGAGAUUCCAGGAUUGCAAAGGUCUACGGACAACGACAACGUCAUAUUCGGGAAGCGAAACUUUUCCGGAUUCUCGUACGAACAAUCGCCCGUGGAAACUACCACAGAACUUUAGUUCACCACCAAAAAUAAUUAACAAUAAGACAUUAUGAAAUAUUGUGAAGUGAAAAGUGUAAAAAGUCAAUCUCAGCCUUAAAAUACUAGACUGUAAAGUGUUUGUGUUCAACGAAAUGUAUUUUAAUUUAAUAUAUUAAAUAAUGUACGACUGAAUAAAUGCUUCAAAAAAUAGGUAUACUUGUUUAAUGUAAUGUUAGACUAUUAACGUAUCUAGAUAGACUUCUAUUGUUGGAAACUAAUGGUUAUGAUAACAAACUUGAGAGCUUUCGUAUGAAGACUGAAGAAAUGGCAGUUUAAUAGUUACUUAUAAGGCCGCGAUUAUACCUGUAAGUUUUACUCAAGUAAGUAGCUUACAUGAUUAACUUACUAUUGUGUAUAUAGCACAGUCAAUUUUUCUAAGUUCAAAAUGUAAAUGGUUAUAAAGCUACGGCCACACCUGCGCGUCUUGAACACCAUUUAUCAGUAUAAAUCAAAUCAAAUUCAAAUAUAUGGAUCUAUCUAGAAACAUUUAAUGGUCUGAGAAUGUGAAUAACGAAUUUUUAGAUAACUUUAUACAUUUGUAAUUACUUAGCGAGGGCUAGUCUUAUUAAAUGAACAAAUUGUGCAUAAUAAUAUAAACACUUUGUAAAUAAUAGAGGCAUUACGUGUAGUGUAUAUUUUUGUAGGUACGUACCUGAGUUUUAAAAACAGGUACAAAAUAUUUUGUACAGAUCUUUUAUAAUUAUUAACUAAUAAAAUUAUAUUACUUAGUGGAGAUAAUGUGGCGCGAUGUGCCAUCGUAUAUUAAGCUAGGCUUACAUUACGCUAUUUCUCGUAGACUAAUUAAGUACAGGCCACAGCCCUAUUUGGUUUGGUUUUACACAAACUAAACUUACGUCCAUUUUCGACAUUCAAUCUAUCUGUAAUCAUUCACUGUAUAAUAUGUGUUUUUGACAAAUGACAACGUUGCUAAGUAACUCUUCUACAGAUUACAGAUAGAUUAAAUAUUGAAAACUAAUGUAAAUUGACAGAUCUAAAAGUUUCUCGGGAAAAAUGCUGAUUUAAAAUGUUAUAUACGACACUAUGUUACGAUAUACUCAAACGAAAGUUAAAAUUUUAAGCUUACACUUUAUAAAAUUGAAUGAAUUCGGAAUAGCAUAAUUUUUUUUUAUCUGCUUGGACUACCUGUCUAAUGAACUGAACAAACCUUUUGAUUAUUUUUUAAAAAUAAUAAUAUAAUGUGUCUGCUUCUGUUAAGACUAAAGAAUUAAAUGACAUGACUACAUCAAUAAAAACUCACAAUGUAAGCGUAUUGUAACCUCAGCUUAAUAUUUUUUACGUGAAGUCUAACCAUUUGUAGGUACCUACUCUAUCAAAAAUAGACCUUGAAAUUUGUCCAUUUUUAAAGCAUGAAGGAAUAAGCUAUAACUACUUAGAAUGAUCCGAGCACUCGUUAAAUAUUAACACAAACUUAACCAUUCCCAAAACGUGCAUCUUCGUUAUGCUUAACAUAAAAAUGUUACAUAUACCUACUUGCCAAAAUAAUAUGUGAAUUUAAUAUUUUAAUGAGAGUUAUGUUAAGGUGAUUGUAUUGGUCGAUACAUUCAAAUUGUACCUUCAACUGGAUGAUAAUAUAUUAUGUAUUGAAAAAAACAUUACCCUCGUGGGAAGACCCUUAUAUGUUUGAUGUUAGAGAUGAACAAAAAAAUUGUAAUACAAAGUAGAUCUAUAUUUUCUUAAAUUUUUCAAAAUGCUGAGACCUACAUGAUAUUAUUUUUAUUACAAACUUUAGUUUUCUCUUUCGUCACCUUUUAUUUGUGGUGUAAUAAUAACAUACAAAAGUACUAAGCCGUGUUCAAACCAAUAAAAAGCGUAGUGUGUUGGAACGCUGCAACCAUCGUAAUUAUUUUUCGCCGAACAUGACGCGGCGUUGAACACAAGCUUUUGUUGGUGUGAACGCGCGUUUAUACUUCCUAUAAAAUCAACUAUUAUCAACUAUUACAUUUGCUCGUACACUUUUUCUAUCUUUAAGAGAAAAAUGCCUGUACUUAUUUUUUUCUCUUUUUUGCUAAAAUAUGAGGUCUCUGUUUUGAAUCUACGUAUUUGAUGAGUGUGUAUGAAUUUUGUGCCAGUUACUAUAAUUCCUUAGUUAUAGAACUUGUGGUAGUAAAAAAAAUUGUUCUAAUUCCUAGCAUAAUAAAAAAAAAUGCUCAUUUUUUUAAUAUAAAAAUAAUAUUAUUAAUAAAUAAGAUAAAUGAUCAGAAUCAAGUGAUUUGUGCCAAACGAUUUUUUAUUGAAACAAUCUUUUAACUAUCUUCUGUAUUUAUGAAUUGGUUCUAAUGUUACCUUUCUUUUUGUAUGAUACUGUGUACAUUUUAUAUAUAUUUUUGUUCUCUGUAAAGAAACAACUAUGGUUUUAUUUAUACUUAAGAUUGUUUAGUAAAUUUUUGGAAUAAAUUAAUUUUUAUUA